UGAUGCCUGUCAUGGGUAAAAUCGCCCAGGUACACUUGAGUUUCGGUUCAGCGAAUGACAGCAUGAAAGUGACGUGGUCAACUUCUGCUGAUGUCAUGUGUCAGGCUGAAUAUUGGGCAACUGAUGGACAGCGCAUGCGCGUGGAAGCCCGUCAAUCGGAGCUGCUAUCGGACAACUGGAAAGCCAUGAGAUUUAUACACAUGGCCGAAAUGCUUAAAUUGUCACCCCUGCAGAACUAUAGAUAUAUACUUCAAUGCAGUAACGAGACAAGCGAGGAAUUUUCUUUUACAACACAAUCCCGGACACAUGACCGACCUGUGAAGUUCAUCAUUUACGGAGACAUGGGGUACAAACCUGUCCACAAAACGGUGGAGUUUCUAACAACGGAAGUGAGGUCAAAAACCUACGACGCUAUUUGGCACGUAGGGGAUAUUUCGUAUGACCUUGACAUUGACGGUGGUUUGAUAGGCGAUCUGUUCAUGGAACUUAUUCAGCCAGUAGCAGCUCACUUGCCGUAUAUGACGUCACCCGGAAAUCAUGAAUUGAAAAAUAGUCUCCAUCACUACCGGACACGAUUCUCCAUGCCAGGAGUCGACUGGCCGAUGCCUCUUGACCAUCUAUGGUACAGUUAUAAUGUCGGACCUGUUCACUUCAUCAGUUUUUCUUCGGAGGUUUAUUUCAUUAACAAUGGUCACUUCGUUUGUAAGCAAUUCGAUUGGCUGUUGGAUGAUUUAACACAAGCCAAUCAGAACAGAGACAAACAACCGUGGAUAGUUGCAAUGUGUCAUAGACCUAUGUACUGUUCUAACGACGACGUUGACGACUGCGCGAGCAAGAUAUUUGGUCAUCUUGUCAAACACGGCCUUGAAGAUCUGUUCUAUGCUCAAGGUGUAGACAUGAUACUUCAAGCCCAUGAACAUUCCUAUGAACGUCUAUGGCCUGUGUACAAGGAUAAGGUUUUUGCCAAGAACUAUAAUCACCCACAAGCUCCGAUACACAUAAUUUCCGGCACUGGCGGAGCAUCAGAAGGCAGUAAUCCUAUGGGCAAAGGAGGCCCAUGGUCAGCUUUUACAUCAACAGAGGGAAGUAUGGAUUCCUUCGGACGUCUCGUCGUGUACAACUCCAGUCAUCUCUAUUUCGAGCAAGUGAAGGUCAAGGAUGGACAACCACUGGACAGUCUAUGGGUUGUCCAGUCCCAUCACGGACCUAACGUACCGAACCUGAACUGUUAUACUUCGCACGCGCAUUAUUCAUGCAAGUGCCCGCCAUAUCCCUAUAUACCAGUAAUAGUAAUUGGUGCAGUGGUUGCCCUUAUUGUCAUUUCCAUAAGCGUUUACUGCUGUUAUUCAUGCAUAAGGAAAAAGAAACCAGUUUGUUGUAAAAUUUGUUGUCCCUCUUUUCAACGGUACUCACCCUUAAUCAACGCCGACGGAAAUGACAAUUUGGUAAUAUGAUGAAAGAAUCUUCCUAUUGCUGGAAUGAUCAGUCCACUUAUGUAAA
This is a messenger RNA of Ylistrum balloti, 1500 nucleotides long. Its product is annotated as acid phosphatase type 7-like. Gene Ontology annotation, molecular function: metal ion binding; acid phosphatase activity. The record is from RefSeq and is a predicted model, not a curated record. The transcript has 8 exons. Bases 3 to 1454 code for a protein of 483 amino acids. Lineage: Eukaryota; Metazoa; Mollusca; Bivalvia; Pectinida; Pectinidae.